This is a messenger RNA of Drosophila simulans, 893 nucleotides long. RefSeq names its product glycine-rich cell wall structural protein. The coding region runs from base 14 to 751 and encodes 245 amino acids. The record is from RefSeq and is a predicted model, not a curated record. The transcript has a single exon. NCBI's taxonomy places the organism in Eukaryota, Metazoa, Arthropoda, Insecta, Diptera, Drosophilidae.
GGGUAUAAAGUCGAUGGUAUGGUCACCAGAGUUCAUCAGUCGACGCGGCAAAGUCAAGAGUGGAUUUUGUGGAUUAGCAGGAACACCGAAUCGAAGAUACACACAUUACAUAACCAUGAAGUUCUACCUGGGAUUGGCGGCAGUCAUAGUUGUGAUGGUUUCCCUGGCGAAGCCGGGAGAGGCCACCUUUGGCAAGCUUAAUCUUCUUCUGGGCGGAGCCACUACAUCUGGCUAUGGAUCUGGAUAUGGAUAUGGCGGCGGCUAUGGUUCCGGCUACGGCUAUGGAAGUGGCUAUGGAUCAGGAUAUGGCGCCGGCUAUGGAUACGCUCCCGAGAACGUGGUGAAGGUGAUCAAGGUGUCGGUGGUGCCAGGAGGUGGAAUCGGAGGAGGGUAUGGCGGAAGCUAUGGUGGAGGAUAUGGCGGCGGUUACACUGGCGGCUAUGGCGGUGGCUAUUCCACCGGCUUUGUGGGCGCUGCUCCAGCCAUAUCCACCUCGGCCGUGGUUACCCCAGUGGUCACUUCGGUGUCCACGCCGGUUGCCACUCCUGUCCUGGCCGGUGGAGCCGGCUAUGUGGGAGGAUUCGGUGGCGGUCUGGGCGGAGGAUUGGGUGGGUAUGGAGGCUCCUUCGGCGGUGGUGCCGCACUGCCCGCCUCCUACGGAUUUGGAGCUGGCUAUGGCGCCGGCGGCGGCUUUGGACUGGGAUUCGGUGCACCACCACCACCACUGGGCUUGGCUGGAGGACUCUGCUAGAGAACGACGAAGCCACAAUGUCAAGUGGUUAUAUUUUUUUUUGAUAAUUUUAAACAACGAUUUGUAAUUAAAAGUUAACGAUUUGUAAUAAAAUGUAUAAACGAAGUGAAUAGUGUUUGCUUUUAAGCUCACGAAGAGUAAU